AGUUAUAUGUCUAACCGACUAACGGGUUUCGCUAAUUUUCUUCUUCUCUAGUCACUAUAGUUUCUGAAACAGUUUCUCGGUGCUACGGAGUGUUUCAGGAUGAGAAAAAUGAUAGCCGUAACAUUUUACGUGUUGUUUUUGACUUCUAUCGUGGCCUUUGUUGAAGGUGAAAAUAACCUUCGAUGGCCAGAAGGAAAGUACGGUCUACCAAACACUAUAUAUGGCUGUCCGAUGGCUGAUGGUUUUGUCUGGGCAACAGGAAACAUCACACAGGCCCUGGAUCCAAACAGCAAAACAUCAAACUCAUUUCACCUAAAAGCAARAGUUAAUAAGAAAGGAGUUCAGCGAUCAUUUUGCAUCAAGGAUACUGAUCCUCUGGAUCCCGCACGAACCGCAUGGCCCGCAGGACGUUAUUGCAUUUACAGAAAAGGAGGAAAGUGUCCUGCUGGGCUUAAAGCAGGAUCUUUGAUAUGGAAUAACCGCAUGGAUUUUUCAUACACAAAAAGUAGUGGCGUCGUUCCAGAUGGACGUUCCACUUUUUCRAAUACGCUGAUUCAUUUUUGCUGCGCCGUAAAUGGGGACAAAAAUACCCCUAUACCACUCCCCCUCGAAUCACCAUUCUUUUUACUGGCCUUUCUAUCUAGUGCGUGUCAAGAAGUACGUGGAGCUUUACAUAGGGCUGAGUUUAUAUACUACAACACUGAUGGACAAAACUCACUCAACCCACCCUACCCGUAUGGGGCAGGUAUCUACAGCAUGAAUAUUACCUAUUGUUACUAUCAAGCCUGCAGGAGUAAUCUAACAGCUCUUAACGGAACCAUUAUGUCACCUUUYUAUCCAUCCAACUAUCCAAGCAAUGCAGACUGUCGAUGGAAGGUCGAGGUACCAGUUGGUUACGUAAUAACGUUAGAGUUCGAGGAUGUCGACAUGGAACCCUCCGCCUCCUGCAUGAAGGACUGGGUACGAGUAUCCACAGGAAGCCCAGGAGCCGUUUCUUCGAAAUACUGUGCAAGGGGGAAUUAUCCAAUAAUGGAGACAAGAAGUAAUGUUGUUGUCUUAGACUUUCAUUCUGAUGAAGUGACUUCUUUAAAUAAAGGGUUUAGAAUCUACUAUCAUGCUAAGAAAAUUCCAGGUAACUAUGAUAUUACAAGAAUGCGUUUGAAGGGAGGGAGGAUGGAUGGAUGGAUAUGGGUGGAAGGAUGUAUGGAAAAAAUUAAGGAAGGAAGGAGGAAAGAGAGAUAUUAAAGGCUGAAGGAAUGAAAUUUUGCCCUGAGAUAUAAAUAACAAUGAAACAACCGCCAUGUUGGUUGAUGGCUGAAAAUAGAAGCUAACGAGGAAUGCUUUGUCAUCAUCAAACAACGUCAUGGCAGCUAUGACGUAAC
This is a messenger RNA of Actinia tenebrosa (Australian red waratah sea anemone), 1382 nucleotides long. RefSeq lists its product as uncharacterized. NCBI's taxonomy places the organism in Eukaryota, Metazoa, Cnidaria, Anthozoa, Actiniaria, Actiniidae. The record is from RefSeq and is a predicted model, not a curated record.